Entamoeba invadens IP1 is the source of this 591-nucleotide messenger RNA. Its product is annotated as small GTPase RAB, putative. Bases 1 to 591 code for a protein of 196 amino acids. The record is from RefSeq and is a predicted model, not a curated record. Gene Ontology annotation, molecular function: GTP binding; GTPase activity. Lineage: Eukaryota; Evosea; Mastigamoebida; Endamoebidae. The transcript is spliced from 4 exons.
AUGACCCAAGACGCUGUGAAACUUUGUAUAAUUGGCGACAGUGGUGUUGGUAAAACAUGCAUUUCUAGUCGAUUGGUAGACGGUACAUUCAAGCCGGACGAGAAGUCCACCAUUGGUGCUUCCUUUGUGACCACCAACAUAGAAAAUUCAAAAAUUGUGAUUUGGGAUACCGCGGGACAGGAGAAGUAUCGUAGUAUGGUAGGGAUGUAUUAUAGAGGAGCCUCUGGAGCUAUUAUAGUCUAUGACAUUACCAGUAAAACAACUUUUGCUGACUUGGACGCUUGGCAUACCGAUUUAAUGAAAACUGCUACGGAGGACAUUGUCUUGUGCAUUGUUGGAAACAAAAGUGACAUGGAGUCCGCUCGUCAAGUCUCUGCCGCUGAAGGAAAAGAGUUUGCAGAUAAGAAGAAUGCGAUGUUUUAUGAGGUCUCCGCUCUCAACGGGAAAAAUGUCACUGAACUCUUCACAGAAAUCACUCGUAAAAUCAAGUCGUCACAACCACAAAAACCUACCCCACAACCUUCAGGAGAGAACGUCACUGUCUCCGCUAACGGACAGAAUCAGCAACCAAAGAAGAAAGGUUUCUGUUAA